AUGGAUUCGCCAAGCCACCAUGCGGCGCAAGCCGCUGCCAACUCGAAUAUGGCCAAGAUUCGAAAGAGGAGACGAGGCGGAAGGACUUCCAAUGUAAGCUUCAGCCUCAACGCCAACGCCCACGACAAUGACAAUGACGAUAGGCUGCCCUCCACGCCCAUCGAUCGCACGACAGCCCGUUCGCAGCUUGGCACCGUCUCGCCGUUUACGUUUCGAUCUUCGCAAGCCUCGCCCCGGACAGAUCAUGUUUUCUCACCUGCAGUGAUCCUUUUCAGCGGUCCAGCGCAUCGUGGCUUUGAGCGACUUCACGAUGAUUCGUUCCCACGCGACCUGACACUUCUCAAGAGCAUGGCAAGAUCCAAGUUCAAAUUCGCACCUUCGGCUAGCAUCGAGAUGAGCUACGUCAAUCCUGACGGCGUCGUCUGCGAUCUGGACGACGAGCACGACCUCAGAGCCUUUGAGGCGCAUGCAAACCUCACCCCCAAGCUCGAGGUCCGUGUGAUUCCCUUGACACACACACAUGAACCUUUCGUAUCCCCGACACAGUCCGCCACACCGCCACCGCACCCGCUGACAAAUGGUGCAGCCACGCAAGCCCUUAUCCAUCCUUUGCAAAUUGCUACACCCAACCAAUCGGCAGCAUUAGCACGUUCUGACGCUCCGACUCCUACUCAUGCCAAACCCGAUUCGGUGAACGGAGCACCACGCGCCAGGUCGCGCCGUAAGAGCUCCAUCAAAGCGGCUCCUCCGCAACCAGCGCUCGCCUCUGAUGUCACCAUGAAUAAGACUCGGUGGGAGGAUCGCGAGGAUGCCGCAUCCAUCGUUGCGCGCCUUCUGCCGGAUCUGGCGUCGCCAAUGCCAUCCAAGUCGCCCGGACACCCGGCAGAGGCCGUUGCAAAUCGCGAGCCUGCUGGAAUGCCCGCAGCAUCGCACGCAUCUCCACCUGCUGUCAAGAAGCCAGUUGCCAAGCGCAAGCGCACUGACAACUCGCCGCCCGAGAAAUCGCUCGCCUCUCCGAAUCGACCGGUCGCCAAGAAGCCACGUGGCCGAGCAGCGAGCAUAUCGGUUGCACCUGCAGCAGCUUCAAAUGCACCUGCAGGCUUUGAGCCGGGCGUGGAUCAAUCGCAGAGCGUACGCGCUCCUGCAGCUUCGGUAUUCGAGGUCUCGGCUCCAGACACGCUUGCGCCGCCAGCUUUGCAACUUGAUCAGGAUACGCAAGGCCGUGCUGAAACGCCGAAACGCAGCCGUGCGAGCAAGAGCCUAGCCUCGACAUCUGUUGGAGCUACUCAGGAUGCAGCCGCUAGUCAGACUCAAGCCUCACCAGAAACGCCAAGACGCGGUCUUGCACAGAAGAGCGCUGUCUCAACCACGCGGAAAACCACUCAGGAUCCAGCGGCCGAUCAAGGAACAUCUGCAGCGGCCGAGGCUGACACACCAAUGGCACCUUCGCAGCAAACCGUCGCGUCCAUAGAUGCGGCGUCUGGUGACAACGUGGCAACACCAGCAGCCUCAGCAACAGAGUCCACUGACACUGCGGUGAGGCCGCCUGAGCUCAACGGGCAUGCUGCAUCCACGCUGCCAGAGCAGUCAGAGAGUACCGUUAUUGGGCCGACGAAAGCUGCAAAGUCGACCGUGACUAGCAAGCCACGAGGACGCCCAUCUAAAAAGGCAAGCGCAGAAGCAGAGACUGCCGCGCCAUCGCUCGAAGCGUCACAAGAUGGUGCAACCAGCGCCACGCCAGCAUCUGCUGAAGAGGCUCCAAAGGCCUUAGACGCUCGAGCUUCUCCAGCGAAGAAGGCUCGCGGGACAAAAGCUUGCAAGCCAACUACAGCUGCUGAUACCGAGACCAUUCCAGCUGCUCGCGUGCCGACAUCUUCUACCGAUGCUGCGCCUGUUGUCUCAGAAGUUGCACCAGUUGCACCUGCGCCACCGAAGAAGAAGCUUGGUCGGCCAUCCAAGGCUGCGCAACCGAUUGCGGAAGCUGCUGCCGAGAAUGCUAGUCUCUCGCAAGCCAUCGAUAUGCCUGCAUCCAGCGCACAAGCACACGGAUCCAUCGUUUCAGCGGACACAAGCGACGCCCCCAAAGCAGCGCCUUUACCGCCAAAGAAGAAGCUCGGCCGUCCAACUAAGGCUGCAAAGGCUGCCGAGGCACAGGCUAAGGCGGACGCCGCUGCGGCUGCUGCCGCUGCCUCCGGGACCAUCGGUGUGGCUCAGGCGGAGGCGACGAAUGAACUCGCAGUCGAACAGCAGGCUCAGGCACCACCACCAGGAUCCAUGACAAGUAGUGACUUGAACCACCCAGAUUCUUCGCAAUCUGACAAGGACGAGGCUGCCACUUGUGCCGCUGCCGACCAUGUCGCGGACGCGCCAAUGCCGAGCAGCUCUGCCAGCUCGGCAGGCUCGGCCGUGUCUGCUCUUCAGACGACUCAACCAGAGACAGUCUCAGCUUCGCAACCAGCCGUCUACAAACAACCGGCUUCCAAACCGCGUGCUUCAAACGCUGAAACCAAAUCUACCGCCGUGCCCGUGGCGGCUGACACGUGUAUCGCCUGUGGCGCUACUCCGGCGCACGAAAGUCAAGACUGCCCGAUCUGGCAAGGUGGCUCACAAACAAUCCUCGACCUCCUAGCUUUGAUCCGUAAUAGGAAACCCAAGAGUCAGAAGGACAAAGAGCUCUCCCGGGUCCUGACUGAUUGGCUCGCCAAACAGUUUGGGGCGCCCACCAUUGACUUUUCUCAGAGCCAAGAUAUCACGAAAAAUUCACAGCAAUCCAGUGUCGCUCCAAACACAGGUCAGGGUGCUUCUGGAGAUUUCAACGGUGUCGCCAACCAGAUCGACCCAACUCAACUGGCAGCGAACAAAGAGAAGGAGGCGGGGUCCGCGAUGGCUGCGAGCAAACACGCGCAGUCCAAGACCACUGCCAGCAAGAGAUCGUCGGCGGAAGCUGUCGUCUUGGCCCAUUUAACGCCGGAGCCUGAAUUGCCGCCACCCUCGGGAGUCGAAGCGUCGUCUAGCCACGCAGCGCCAGCGGUUGCAGCUUCGCGUGCCAAGCCGGCAAUCCGCGCGACACGGAGCAGUCAGAACGACAAGGCCGUAGCUGCGUCCGAUACCAAGUCGACCAAAACGAGCGCGACAAAGCGGGAUGCUGAGCCCAAGAUUGCGCUGACGCCGUCUUCGCCGGCUCAUCCGGACUCGUUCCAGUCUCCACCAGCGUCUGACAUCGGGCUUAGAGCGCCUUCAGAAACCUCUGAGGCUGAGCUUGCGACUAGUCCGAUGCUUUCGGCUGUGCCGCGUGCCAACGACGACAUGGAUGUCGACGAGAUGCUCUCGCACACUUGCUCACAGCACAGCACUGCAGCACAGCAACUGGAAGAGAGGAAGCGCAAGAUCAAGCUAGCAGAGCAAGCCACAAGCGCUGGCGCUGACGAGCGUACUUCGGGCUCAAACUCGAGGUCAAGAUCUGGAUCCAUUACAAGUUCAGACUCUUCGGGUGAUGGCCAUAGCAGCGGUGAUGACUCGGAUCGUCAGAGCGAUGCUGAGCCGAUGACGACCAAAUCAAGUCGACGCGAUUCUGCCAAGCAAGCCAAGUCCACCUUGAGCAAGCCAUCUACCACAUCAGCGGACAAGCAAGCGUCUUCGUCCGAUUCGGACACUUCAUCAACAGACUCAGAGACCGAGUCCGAGCCGGAUGUCUCGAAAAAGAGCGCUUCGCGCGCCAAGAAUGCGACUGGCAAGCUCAAGACGCCCAGCGCAACCAAAGCAUCGCAACGUCUGCCUACGCCGGACAAUCCCUUUCUACGUGGGCUGACGCCGAUCUCGUCGCGACCAAGCAAUGGGACGGGCAACAACAGUCAAAAGUCGACGCCAUUCACAAGACUGUCGGAGCUCAAGCCUGCAAUUCUGCGUCAGAACCUGUCGCAGCCAGGAUCGCCGUUGAGUACUGGUGGAUCGACACCGAAGAGCAUGUCCAGCCAGACACCGUUCUUCGCCAGUCAGCCAGCGCUCAACGGAAAUGGCAACGAUAGCGGCAGCGCCACAGACACGCCAGCAGUAUCGGCCGCUCAAACACCUGUAGCAGCGACUCGUUCAGUCGCUUCCGAUGACGACGAUGACGUGGAGAGUGAUUCUUCAUCAUCCUCUUCGUCCGAGGACGAAGCGCCGAGAAGCCGCGCCAAGGCGUCAAGGGCGAAGAUCGGUGUUGCUGCAUCGACGCCCGCCAAACGAGCCGGCAAACGUUUGGGCGCCGCUCCGGCGUCCAAGCCAGCGGCCGCCAAGAAGCGCAAAAACCUGUUUGACGUUUUUGGCUGA
Messenger RNA from Mycosarcoma maydis (corn smut), 4308 nucleotides. RefSeq lists its product as uncharacterized. The record is from RefSeq and is a predicted model, not a curated record. Gene Ontology annotation, molecular function: DNA binding. NCBI's taxonomy places the organism in Eukaryota, Fungi, Basidiomycota, Ustilaginomycetes, Ustilaginales. The transcript is spliced from 2 exons. Bases 1 to 4308 code for a protein of 1435 amino acids.